This is a messenger RNA of Fukomys damarensis (Damara mole-rat), 1654 nucleotides long. It is a transcript of the gene Pnkp, whose product is annotated as polynucleotide kinase 3'-phosphatase. Gene Ontology annotation, biological process: DNA repair. Bases 576 to 1577 code for a protein of 333 amino acids. Gene Ontology annotation, molecular function: polynucleotide 3'-phosphatase activity; ATP-dependent polydeoxyribonucleotide 5'-hydroxyl-kinase activity; protein binding. Gene Ontology annotation, cellular component: nucleus. Lineage: Eukaryota; Metazoa; Chordata; Mammalia; Rodentia; Bathyergidae. The record is from RefSeq and is a predicted model, not a curated record. The transcript has 8 exons.
UGGAGCCAACGUUCUCCAGCAAAACGUAUCCGGAGCAGGGGAUGAAAAAGUGGAAAGAACGGAGGAUUCACUUCGCCCCCUACUGGCCUGAGCUUCAAUGCAGCAAGAAGGAUGAAGGCCAGAAACCCUAAGUGCCCAAGGUGGGAAGGCGAGGCGGCUGCUGCGUGGGCGGAACCAACCCACCCCACCCCACCCCACCCCGCUUCCCUCCUUAGAACAAGUCUCUUGGGUCCGCGAGGAGCGGAGGGUCGCAGGCAGAGCGCUCCGGGCAGGACAUUCCUAGACAGUGGGAGACUCCCUGGUCUCUUCAUGGUCGGAUCGGCGGACGCAGCUGAGCUUGUAUGAGCUCUGCGCGCGAAGCUCUCCGCCUUGCUCUGGGGAAGUAGGGAACCCCCAUUGGCUGAGAGCUGGAGUCGACCUCGUCUCCUGAGAAACAGCACCUCAGGCAGGCUAGGGGGCGGGAUAUCCGGAGACGUUGGCGGGAGGCAGGACUUCCUGUAACCAGCGAGGGCGCGUUGUGGCUCUGGCUCGCAAACCUACUUCCCCCUAUAUCCGCACCCUAAUUUCCCACCUAGAUGGCGGAGGUGAAGGCCCAGGGCCGCCUGUGGCUGGAGAGCCCUCCUGGGGGAGCACCUCCCAUCUUCCUUCCCUCGGACGGGCAAAUCCUGGUCCUGGGCCGGGGACCCCUGACCCUGGUUACGGACCGGAAGUGCUCCAGGAACCAAGUGGAGCUGGUUGCAGACCCUGAGACACGGACGGUAGCAGUGAAACAGCUGGGCGUUAACCCUUCUACCGCUGGGACCCAGGAGUUGAAGCCCGGUUUGGAGGGCUCUUUGAGGGUGGGAGACACACUGUAUUUGGUCAAUGGCCUGCACCCACUGACCCUGCGCUGGGAAGAGACCCCCACACCAGGAUCCCAGCCAGACAUUCCGCCUGGCGCCCCCCUGGUGACUCCAGCCGAGGAGAGGAAGGAGGAGGGUGCUGAGCAGCAGGGAAAGAGGGUGCGGAAGUCAUCCCCUGGCUGGGAGAACUUGGAGAAGCUGCUGGUGUUCGGAGCACCUGGGGUGAAGCCCCGAGGCAAGGUGGCUGCCUUUGACCUGGACGGGACCCUGAUCACCACCCGCUCUGGGAAGGUCUUUCCCACGGGCCCCAAUGACUGGAGGAUCUUGUACCCAGAGGUUCCCAGGAGGCUCCAGCAGCUGGACACCGAGGGCUACAAGCUGGUGAUCUUCACGAACCAGAUGGCUAUCGGGCGAGGGAAGCUGCGAGCAGAGGAUUUCAAGGCCAAGGUGGAGGCUGUGGUGGAAAAGCUGGGGGUCCCCUUGCAGGUCCUGGUGUCCACGCACGCGGGCCUGUGCCGGAAGCCGCUGACUGGCAUGUGGGAGCAUCUGCAGGAGCGGGUGAGCCCCCGUCCCCUCGCCUCCAAGCUUGGUCGCCCCCGUCUACAGCCGGCAGUCCUCGAUGUUGGCCUGCGGAGCAGGUGCUCUCAGUCACUGAAAUCCGCCGAGGGGAGAUCGCUCGCUCGUUCAUUCGCUCGCUCGUUCACUGCCUCGCGCGUGUGUUCUGGAGCCCAUUAAUACCUUGCGGGCGGGCUGGCGCGGGACCCCGGAGGGAGGCCCCGGGGCUCAGGGACCGCCGCGUUCGGGGAGGGGCC